AAAAAUACUUCAAACACCGCCUAUAAAUACAUCAACGAUUGCCCGUUUACCAUCAUUAAUUCAGCCAAACCGAGACACGUUCCGUAUAACACAAAGCAAAAGUACCCGAAAUGAAGUCGUUAAUGGCGUUUGUGGUGAUAAUGGUAUCGAUCGCCCUGGCAACUUCGAUCGCCCUACCGAGCCCGGUGCCCGUCCCGGCGCCCAAACCGGACCCCAGAGCCCAGCCGUCGGGAUUAUACGCGGGAUUCCCCGGAUACUACGGCUACAGCGCCUCCUACUGGAACCCUUGGUACUGGCCUUCCUACUGGUGGUAAUACCGAUUCAUUGUCGUUUUGUACCGAUUUUAAUAUUUUUCGAAUAAAUUCGCUAGUGGGUAA
Phyllotreta striolata is the source of this 377-nucleotide messenger RNA. The record is from the annotation of a GenBank genome assembly. Lineage: Eukaryota; Metazoa; Arthropoda; Insecta; Coleoptera; Chrysomelidae.